Molecule: messenger RNA, 965 nt
Organism: Rhododendron vialii
Lineage: Eukaryota; Viridiplantae; Streptophyta; Magnoliopsida; Ericales; Ericaceae
Product: EPIDERMAL PATTERNING FACTOR-like protein 2
Exons: 3
Coding region: 431-817 (128 amino acids)
Biological process (GO): stomatal complex development; guard cell differentiation
Source: RefSeq, a predicted model, not a curated record
AUCUCUGUUCUGUUCUGUUCUGAGAGAGAGAGAGAGAGAGAGAGAGAGGAGGGCUCAUGAAACGAGGUUGAGGACGACGUUGGUUCUUCCCUCUGCUUUCCCGGGGCUCCUUCCGUUCUUUCUUCCAAAAAGCUUUUUCUGCUACGUGCUUUUGUCUUUCCAUGUUCCAUCUUUCCCCUGUUUCCAUCACCUUCUUCUCUCUCUAGGAAUUAGACAGAGAUAGAAGCAUUUAUAACUAGUAGGUAGUGUCAUUCACUUACUGAACCUUUUGGGAUAUUAACCUCACAUCUCAAUCAGCACAAAUACCUCUCUCUCUCUCUCUCUCUCUCUCUCUCACUUGCCCACCAUCUUUAUCUCUCUCUGUUUCUCAAACCCACUCUGUAUUCCCCUGUUUGAACUUCAGAGUAAUCUCCCUUUCUGUUUACCCGAAAUGGGUUCUAGUGGCAAUUUCGAUUGUAAUCAUAAACUUAACCACAUCACAGUUUACUUUCUCUUUCUCUUGAUUUCGAGCUCGACCCAACUGAGAUUUACUGCAGGAGGUCGACCAAUUAACAUACCUACUGGCCAUUUUCAGGAGGAGAAGGCGAUGUUGAGAGCCCAAAUUGGUUCGAGGCCACCGAAAUGCGAGAGGAGAUGCAGUUCAUGUGGGCCUUGUGAAGCAAUUCAGGUUCCAACAAAUCCACAGACCAAAUUUGGGGGAAAAAACUCUUCAUUGUCAAUUCCUACCAUCGAGUAUGCCAGAGGGGGCGAUGAUAGCUCCAACUACAAGCCCAUGAGUUGGAAGUGCAAAUGUGGGAAUUCCAUCUUCAACCCAUGACUUGUAGUUGUUUUGUAUAUACAUUUUGAAGAUUAUUGUUCUGAUUUGAGUUUUUGAAUCUGGCUAUGUGUAUAUAGGAUGAGUGAUACUUUCUACACUUUGAUUCCCUCUUGAAAUAUGAAGUUUUAUUUUUGGUUUGGCUUUUCAA